This is a messenger RNA of Nicrophorus vespilloides, 9204 nucleotides long. RefSeq names its product unconventional myosin-XV. The transcript has 10 exons. Bases 179 to 8890 code for a protein of 2903 amino acids. The record is from RefSeq and is a predicted model, not a curated record. Gene Ontology annotation, molecular function: ATP binding; protein binding; cytoskeletal motor activity. Gene Ontology annotation, cellular component: cytoskeleton; myosin complex. Lineage: Eukaryota; Metazoa; Arthropoda; Insecta; Coleoptera; Silphidae.
UGUUCGUUGGCCGCGUGCUGGUACGCUAUAUAUUAUGACUAAGCCGCGAUUCGAAAGUAAACACACUCUUAGACUCGCUCGUGGCGAAUUGUACCAUUAUGUUUCUUUUUAUUGAAUUCUCUCACUCUCCUCUCUGAUUGCAGAUCGGGACUAUGAUUUAGAGCUGCCCACCGCAACAAUGGAACAGUGGAACACGGGCGAUCUGGUCUGGUUCGACCCUGGGGUCGGCAAUUGGCUGCCCGGUGAAGUCCUCGAGAGCCACAAGAGCGCCAACGUGCUCACAGUUCAGGCCGUCAUCAAUGGAAAACCGCAGACGUUUGCCCUCACGGGCGGUGAGGGUUCGGUCAGAUCGAGGCAGGACUUGGGUCCUGGCGGGGUCGAGGACAUGACCCAGUUGUCGGACCUGCACGAGGCGGCGCUGCUGUGGAAUUUGAAAUUGCGCUACGACCGGAACUUCAUAUACACGUACGCCGGAAGUAUCCUAAUAGCGGUGAACCCGUACCGGAUGUUCGACGCCAGCUACGGCAUAGAGGCAGCAAAACGGUACAGGGGAAAGAUCAUAGGGGCGCUGCCGCCUCAUCUGUUUGCGUUGGGGGCGGCAGCGUACUCGGCUUUGCCCGCCCCCCAGGUGGUGGUCAUCAGCGGGGAGAGUGGAUCCGGUAAGACGGAAUCCACCAAGUUGGUUAUGCAGUACCUGGCGGCGGUAGCGCCGAGCGCGCCCCGCGGUCAGGCGCUCGUCACAGAGCAGAUCCUGGAGGCGGCGCCCCUCUUGGAGGCGUUCGGCAACGCUCGGACGACCAGGAACGACAACAGCUCCAGGUUCGGCAAGUACCUGGAGGUGUACUUCAAGGGCGGCGCGAUCGUCGGCGCCAGGAUGACGCAAUACCUUCUCGAGAAGUCGCGCAUUGUGACGCAAGCACCCGGUGAACGCAAUUACCACGUCUUUUACGAACUCCUCGGCGGUCUGGCCGCCAGCGAGAAACAAAAGUACGGGAUCGUCGAAGCCGACAAAUACUUUUAUCUGAAUCAGGGAGGUGGCGAGUGCAGUCCCGGCCACUCCGGAGCGGAUUGGGGCGCCCUCACCAGAGCUAUGCAGGUGCUGGGCGUCGGCGAGUCCGAGCAGGACGGGAUCGUCAAGAUCCUCGCCUCCGUUCUGCACUUGGGCAACGUUUACUUCCAUCGCAGGCAGCUGAGGCACGGCCAAGAGGGCGUCGAGGUCGGUUCCGAUGUCGAAAUCAAGUGGGCCGCUCAUCUUUUGCAAAUUUCCCCGACCGGUCUCCAGAGAGCACUGACCACUCGCAUCACGGAGGCUCGCGCUGAACGUGUUCACUCUCCGUUAAGCAUAGAUCAGGCCCUCGACGCCAGGGACGCCUUCGCCAAAGCGCUCUACUCGGCUCUGUUCAAUUGGUUGGUAACCAGAGUGAAUUCGAUUGUUCAAAGAGGCGGAUUACACGAUGCCGCCAGGAUCUCGCUGCUGGACAUCUUCGGCUUCGAGAAUCUGUCGGAGAACUCUUUCGAGCAGCUGUGCAUCAAUUUCGCGUCUGAAUCGCUGCAGCUGUACUUUAACAAAUACGUGUUUAAACUCGAGCAGCAGGAGUACGGCAAAGAGAGGUUGGAAUGGACCAAUUUGACGUGGUCCGAUAACACUCCGGUCAUCCAGCUCUUGGGCAAAAAACCGGUCGGAAUUUUGCAUCUUCUUGACGACGAGAGCAAUUUCCCCAGAGCUUCGGACGCCUCGUUCUUGGAGAAGUGUCACUAUAAUCAUGCACUCAAUGAGAACUACUGCAGACCUCGAGUAGGCGGUAGAGAAUUUGGCAUUCGUCAUUUUGCUGGACAAGUGUGGUACUCGGUGGAUGGAUUUCUGGACAAGAAUCGCGAUGCCCUGAGGCCCGAAGUCGUCGAAUUGCUCGCAUCAAGUAAAGAGCCUCUGGUAAGCGGCAUUGCGAAACCGCUACUCACGCAAGCCCAAACGAGGACGUUGCCCAGAGGCACGAACGGAAGAUUCGUGACGAUGAAACCACGAACGCCCACCGUCGCCGCCAGAUUCAGUGACAGUCUUCAGCAGCUGCUGGACUCGAUGUCCAAGUGCAAUCCGUGGUUCAUAAGGUGCAUCAAGCCGAACAACGAUAAAUCCCCGAUGCGCUUCGACAUGCCCGUCGUGUUGGAGCAGUUGCGCUACGCCGGUAUGUUGGACACAAUUAAGAUCAGGCAAUCCGGGUAUCCGGUGCGCAUGAAGUUCUUGCACUUCGUCGAGAGGUACAGGUAUCUGCUGCCAGGAAAGAUACCAAGGGGAGCGCCUCUGAGGGAUCUGUGCAGGGCCGUACUGGAGAACAGACCACCAACCGGAACCGCCGGCCCCGACUAUCAGCUGGGAGCAAGCAGAGUGUUCUUACGCGAGGCUCUCGAGAGACAGCUGGAAAUAGCGAGAGGAGAUCAGCUCAGAGAUGCCGCCGUUACUAUACAGAAACACAUGCGCGGUUAUCUGGCGCGCAGAAAGUUCCUUACUCUUAAGGACAGCUCGACCGUGAUUCAGAAGCAUUGGCGAGGAUACAAGCAAAGGCAGGAUUACAGGAAGAUGAAGACUGGUAUUGUCAGGGCUCAAGCCUUGCACAGGGGCAGGAUGGAGAGGAGGAGAUUCCAGAAGAGGAAGGCAGAGUUCAAGAGACGCGCGGAGGCUGAGAAGUUGGCCAAGGAGCGAGCUCGGCAAAGAGAGGAAAGAGAGCGCGAGCAGAGGGCGAUCAAAGCGCAGAGGGCGACAUCCGUCCACCAUUUGGAAAUACCCGCAGAGUUGGCAUUCAUCUUCUCUAAACUGGAAAGCAAUUACACCCCACCGCACACGGAGAGGAAUCUGGUGAAGGUCGUAGGUGGCGUGACCGGAGGACAACCGCAUCUACCGCUUCCGCACGAUCUGAACCAGUUCGAAUUCGCCAAAUUCACGUCCGUCUACUUCAAGGGUUCCGAUUUGGGCGUGAAGAAAGAACCCAUCCAGACUCCGUUCCUUUCGAAAGCAGCGGCCAGAGAUCAAGACUUCCAAGACGCGGUGGCUCUCUUCAAGUUGAUCUUGCGCUGGAGCAACGACUCGCAACUGUCCGGCGCCAGGGAACGUGCACUGGCCGACUACAUAGUACACAAGGGGCUGAGUUCUAGGGGUCUUCGAGAUGAACUUCUCGUGCAAUUGGUCAAUCAAACGUGGAAGAAUGAAAAUGCAGAUAGAGUUUGGCAAUUGAUGUCGCACUGUUUGAGCUGCUUCCAGCCAAGUCCGGCUCUCAAUAAAUAUCUAUUGAGAUAUGUGACGGAUCACGCGACACCCACGCACAAGGAAGUGUUGCAAAAGAAGUUGUUGAGGGGCAUUCAGAAAGCUCCACAUUCUAGGACUCUCCCACCGAGUUUGCUCGAAUGGCGAAGCGGAAAACAAAAAUCCAACAUGGCCUUACCUUUGACCCUCCCAGACGGAAACGUCGCUACGGUCAGCUCUGACUCUUGGACCACCUGCGAAGAGGCUGCCCUCUUAGCCGUGUCCUCUAUGGGUGUAUCAUCGGACGGUUGGAGUGUCGUCCUCGACGAUGCCGGUGCUUUAACUGACUGCUCUGGCCUUGACUACAUCUUCGAUUUGGUCUCUGAACUGGAACUGUGUCCCGCAUUCCCAGCAACUCGUUCGCAGCUGCUUAAAACCGGUGUGAAGAAUUAUUCACCCGUAGAGGUCGACCAUCACAUUGUGCGACCUCAAGUCCCACCACCCGAACCACCGACCGCACGCAAAGUCUCCACCUCGCCAAACCCAAUGACCUCGUCGCGAAAAUCAUCCCGCGAUUCUCAAUACAAUCAGCAACCGAGAGAUAGUAGCACUCCGGCGAGGAAGAGUUCUCACGAGGCGCUAUCGAGGAAUUCGGCGUUGAACGAGAGGUACUUUGAUAUAGAGAAAGUUCGCUCGAGGAGUUUGGAUAAUUUGCUGAGCGAACCGGAGCCGCCGUCGCCGUUGGCCGAUCUCGGUCUGAGUCAAUCCCGAUUGAAUGAUCGUUACCACUCGGUAGAACAAUUGGCCCCCAUCAAACCAGUCUUGGCUAAUUCCAAUUACAAGCAACAGGAGAUCGAAUUUGAAUAUCCCGAUGUGUCCAGCAUCAGCACCAGCAACAGAGGCGGACCCAGGUAUAUUAAAUCGCAGUACAGCGGGAAGAAGGCGCCGCCCGGAUCGCACUCUAGUCGGGCGCAAAUCGAGAAAUCCGAGUUCGGAGGUGUUCGAAGCUCGGCGAUGUCCGAUACCAGUGAAGCCCCUAGUCUGGCCAGUCACGUGAGGAGGGUGCGAGUACCCAGUCAGGCCUCUGACGUAGAUCAGUUCUUGGAUGAAUUGUUCAGUCCCGUGUUGGACGGCAAUUUGGAUGAACUGAGCGACGCCCGUUCUUUGGCUGCCAGCAUCAAAGGUGGACUAGGAUCUGAUAUUUUAGACGAUUUGGAUAUCGUAAAUCCUGAUUUGGAUAUGAGCGAUGCGAGAUUGAUUGUUUCGAAGAUUAAAGGUGGUGGAAAUAGGAACAGGAGCAACAGUCAGGGCAGUUCGAUGUUAGAUCAGGAAGUGGAAAACAUCACGCAAGGAACGAACAAUGAUGAGCGCCAAAGGAACGGCGGCGGCGGUAACGUCGACGAUUACAUAAGCGAUCUGUUCAGGCCGAUUUUCAUCAACGAUUCAAUCAAGAAUUUGACGGAGAAACAUAACUUGGUGGAGAGCAUCAAAGGAGGCGGAACCACGCAUCAACCGAAUGCCACCUCGAGUUCCGGGUACAAUUACAACGCGCCCGUCGUCAGUCCGCAGAUGAUGCCCAUGCUGGGAUCACCGCAAGAGAGUUUCAUGCCGAUGUUCAACAUGCAAUUGCCGCCGACCGGUGAUAUUGCUUCGUACCAGCAGAAUCUGCAGAGGGCCUUCCUGCAAUCCGCGAUGGCCCAGAACAUACAGAUUCAGCAGCAACUGUUGGCGCAGAACCAAGCGCUUCAACAGCUGCUAACCCAGCAGGCUUCAGACGCGGCCAAAGAGACGACCACCACGUCGUCGUCGUCGUCUUCGACGAUCACCACGACUGUUAAAGCUCAAAUCCAUCAAGCGCCUGUGAGUCCGAACCGUAAGACUAGUUUCAACAAAAACUCCAAUUUCAGCUCGAGAAAGAGCUCUUCGCCGAGUGAUUAUAAGAUCCGAAAGGCCAGCACCGAGUCCACUAUGAGUAAUAUGAGCAGCAGAGUACCGCCGCCGCCGCCCAUGCCACCGCCAUUGGACGGAAGUGAAUCGGAGGCAAGGCCGUUUUUGGAUCCGUAUGGAAGGGCGAAAACCGUGCGCAUCGGCAAAUGGAGAUGGCCUCCACCAAAAGACGGCACCAACGUUGAGAACGGUGAAGAUUUUAUGCAAUUCAAGUUGCGUCAACAUCACAGGAAAAUCACGCCGAGCAACGGACAUCCGUCCGGAGAAUGGGAAGAAAUAGAGUUCGAGUCCAUUAAAGAGCCGGAGAAGGUGUCGAAGUCUUCGUCGAAGCGCAGCUUCGACAUCGGCGCCAAUAGACCGUCACCUGGCAGCGUUGGUAAAUUGAAAUUGUCUUCGGAGAUGAGGCAAAGGUUGGAGCAGGUCACCGCCAAUCACUCGGUGCGCUCCACUUCGAGUAAAGUGGACAAACCGGCGAGGACAAUCAACAAGUUGGAAGACACCCGAAAGAUGAUGCUGGAGCAACAAUUGGCCGGACGUUGGGGCGAUUCUGUGGACGAGUCGAGUUCACCUCCCAGUCCGAUAAUUCCGCCUCAACCAAAAUCACCGACUCAAUCGAGUUGGGCUAGUUCCAGUUGGAAGCCAGGACCACCUCCGCCACCGAUAGGUCCUUUGCCUCCAGCACCGUCUGGUCCUGCGCCUCCACCACCGAUAAGACCUCUUCAGCAGCAACAUCAGCCGCAACAACAGCAGCAGCAGUCGCAACCGCCUGCUCCUGUUGAGCCUCGCGUCGAGUCCUUCAUGGCGCAGAGGCAAGAUCGUGAUACCUUCGGCGUGCAUCAGAACAGGAAUUCGAUGAUGAAUCUGAGUUCCAAACGCAACUCGUUCAGCGCCAAUUGGGACAUCCAGAGCUCCGUCACGCAGGACACGCAGGAGGAGGAAGAGAAAAUCAUCGAGACGAGCAGACGGGAUUCGUGGGACGAACCGGAUCUCGGCGAGAAACGCAGCAAGAUCAAUCCUCUGUUGAACGAUCGAUGGGAUCUCGAUCCGAAGCCGAAGAUGAUGAUGAUGAUGCAGCAGCAGCAGCAGAGCGAUACACCGUCGGAACGACCGACGUUCCGUACGCACCAAUUCAGCAAAGCGGAAAAGGAACGCGAGAAGAAACAUUCGGUCAGCACCAUCAACACCGAGAAGAUGGACGAGUGGCCGGAGUUCAUGAGACCCAUUAAAACGCCACCGGUCUCGAAGUCACCCGUACCAGAGAGCUCGCCGAAGACGGGAUCCAGACUACUGCCGUUGGGCGCGCCCGCCUGCGUCACGUACAACAGGGUUUCCUGGUUGCUGAGGGUCAGAAAGGAGGUCUUCACGCCGUCGGAACCUCUGGGGCCGCCGUCCACUUUGCAUUUGAUCUUCUGUCAGAUCGCUGCGGACGCGUUCGGUCUCACCACCUGCAUCCGUCUGAGCCAGAGCGAGAGACGAGCCGGCGUCGCUAUGCUCAACGGAUACGGCGUCACCUCCGACAAUUUCAAUACGCCGCAUCGCGCAAACAUCAAGAGGAACGUCAUAGACCUUGCAAGGACUUGGCCCCUCUACUUCUCCAGAUUCUUCCAGGUCUCCGGAGCCGCACAGCUAUCCGAGGUUCAGUUGCUCGCCGUCAGCCAUUGGGGUGUGCACCUGGUGAAAUCCGAUGGAGGUAAUCUGCAGGUGAUCCGUAGCAUCUCGCUGAGCGAGAUCUCGUCGUGCACGGCGCCGCGACCGACGUCGGUGAGCUUGGAGGGUCCGCAGGGUCGCGUCUCUCUGCACACGACCCGCGCCCAGCAACUCUCGGAGAUGGUCUCCAAGUACUGCGCGGAGAAUAGAAAGAUGCAGAGCAAGUCACCGGUGCAUCAGAGGGUGAUGUCGCCUCAAUCGCAUCCUUCUGGGCCGACGGGUGGAGGAGGAGGUGGAGGCCCGGUCGGUGCGACGUCGGGCGUGUCCAUGAUGAUGAUGCAAGAGCAGCAGCGCAUGGAGAUGUCGUCUUCGCAUCAAGCGCAGGGCAUGGAAAAUGUCCAUCACCAGGAGAGCAGCAGGACGAUGCAACGCAACAGCAUGCCGACAAAUUCGAGUCCGCAACCGCCCACCGGCAAAUACUCGCUCAUGCAGUUCGCCCUGCAAAACUUCAGGCAGAGCACAGAGUUGGAGCUACUGAAGAUGGACUCAUCGCUCAAGUCGAAGGAGAAGCGGAAGGAAUGGACCUGGAAGCAGCAGACGGAUCUGAUCAAGUGGCAGCAGAGUCCCAUCGAGGGUCCAUUGUUGAGGCACGAGGACCCGGAGCUCUCGAUGUUGGCGACCGAGUGCUUCGAGUGCAUCCUGCGGUACUGCGGUGAUCUCCCUCUGACACCAGAGAUGUCUGAAGUCAAAUGCGUUUACACCGUUCUCAUGCAUUGUCACAAGCAUUUCCCGUUGCGCGACGAAGUCUAUUGUCAACUGAUGAAGCAGACGACGAGCAACAAGUCGGAUUCGCCCGAGUCGUGCCAAAGGGCAUGGCGUUUGCUGUCGAUCAUCGCAGCGUACUUUGCGUGCUCCGACGUCCUGGGGCCCUUCCUUACGGAGCAUCUGAGCAGCGCGGCCUCGGACAGGAGGAGGUUGUGCCACGGUACGGCCGCCGUCUGCUUGUCGAACCUGAGGAAGACGCAACGGUGCGGCGGUAGAAAGAACGUGCCGUCCGUAGAGGAAGUGACGGCGGUGAGCGCGGGUCGCAGCGCCCGCAGGCAGAUCUACCGACUGCCUGGAGGUGCGGAGCGCGUCGUAAACACCAGGUGCAGCACCGUCGUCGCGGACGUGAUCAACGAACUGUGCGGUCUGAUCGGCGUAGCCGGCGAAGAUGAGCAGCAGGAGUUCAGUCUGUACUGCAUAGUGCAGGGUGAUGCGUUCACGAUGCCGCUCGCCGCCGACGAGUACAUCCUCGACGUAACAACCGAGUUACACAAGGCCGCGCAGCCCUUCUACCUGAUCUUCUGCCGAUCAGUGUGGUACCACAGUCUGAAACACGAUGCUAGUCCCCUUUACACCGAAGUGCUCUUCAAUCAAGUGGCGCCCGACUACCUGGAGGGUUUGCUGCUGCGGCUCGGCAACCCCAACCUGCCGCCUAGUAUUGUUCGCGACAUGGCGCUGAUCGCCGCCCUCCUACACAGGGCAGCCGAUCUGAAUCACUCGCCCAACCUGAAGGAAGUCAAAUUCCUGCUGCCGAAACCGGUCCUUGGUCUUCGCGAGCCCAGACCACCGCAGUGGUUAGCGCUGGUGCAAACCAGUUGGGCGCAAGCGGCACCGUUGACCGUCUCCAGGGCUAAACACCGCGUCCUGCAAGUGCUCUCCAAUUGGCAGCUGUUCGGCAGCUCGUUCUUCGCGGUGAAACGCGUGACCGGAGAGGUGGACGGUGGUGGCGGAGGUGCCGGGUGGCAGGAGCACAUCUUGGCGCUCAACAGGAACGGCGUUCACUUCCUCGACAUGACCACGCACGAGGCGCUGCAGCACUGGCCGUUCGCCGAGGUCAUAUCCACCAGGAAGGUGCGAUCAGAGGACGGCGCUCUCUUCCUCGACAUGAAGUGCGGCAAUCUGCUGCAGCAGAGGGUCACACGUCUGCAGACCGAGCAGGCGCAUGAAAUCUCCAGGCUCGUCCGGCAGUACAUCACGCUCGAGCAGGCGAGUGCCACCAGGAGUCCCAAGCAGUAAAUGAGAUUUUCAUUGAAAUUCGAUUUUUGUAAAUAGUUUUAUUACCAUUAAUUAAGUCCAUCAUAUUAUUAUUAUUAUUAUGUAUAUUGUACUGUAUUAUUAUUAUUAUAAUUAUUGAAUUCAUCGUUUGGUCCGAAUUCGAUUGUUUUCGGACAAAACGAAUUCGGCCCACCUCGAUCCUUAUUAUAUUUUAUUAUAUUAUGUAUAGAAGAAACGGACGGACGGACGGACGAAUCUCCAUCCUCUCCACUUUUAUUUUUAUUAUUAUUUGUUCUUCUUGCGGGCGAUCGGCGGUGGUGGUCAUACGAUAUACA